Molecule: messenger RNA, 2737 nt
Organism: Notolabrus celidotus (New Zealand spotty)
Lineage: Eukaryota; Metazoa; Chordata; Actinopteri; Labriformes; Labridae
Gene: kcmf1
Product: potassium channel modulatory factor 1
Exons: 7
Coding region: 238-1407 (389 amino acids)
Biological process (GO): synaptic signaling
Cellular component (GO): plasma membrane
Molecular function (GO): zinc ion binding
Source: RefSeq, a predicted model, not a curated record
AGAAAGACUGAGUGAUUUCAUGUAGGAGUGCGCCGCCUAGCGUUCACCCGCAACCUUUAGCGAUAAGUGACACUCUGGGAGGGGAAGCAGAACAAACUGUAAGCUGCUGGCGGAUCCAUCUUGCUCGAAAAAGAGACGAGGGUGAAAGCUUUUUCCAGUUUAGUACCUAAAAGACUGCGUCGAUCCCUAUUAAUCGCACUGGGGAGCCCGAGGAGGGGCUGUGUCGCUGUUUGUAGGAUGUCCCGACAUGAGGGUGUGAGCUGUGAUGCGUGUUUAAAAGGGAACUUCAGAGGAAGACGGUUCAAGUGUUUAAUUUGCUACGACUACGACCUGUGCGCGUCGUGCUACGAGAGUGGCGCCACGACGACAAGGCACACGACAGAGCACCCCAUGCAGUGUAUAUUAACCAGGGUAGACUAUGACUUGUAUUAUGGUGGAGACACUUUUUCAGUAGAGCAACCCCAGUCAUUCACAUGUCCUUACUGUGGCAAAAUGGGCUACACAGAGACGUCCCUACAGGAGCAUGUCACCUCUGAACAUGCAGAGACUUCCACAGAGGUGAUCUGUCCAAUAUGUGCUGCCUUGCCAGGGGGGGAUCCCAACCACGUCACAGACGACUUCACAGCUCACCUCACACUUGAACACAGAGCGCCAAGAGAUUUAGAUGAGUCCAGCAGUGUUCGACAUGUACGCAGGAUGUUCCACCCUGGUCGAGGGCUGGGCGGUCCCAGAGCACGGCGGACAAAUAUGCACUUUACUAGCGGCUCCACGGGGGGACUUUCAUCCUCCUCAUCCCAGAGCUCCACUUACACCCCCAGUAACAGAGAAGCAAUGGACCCCAUCGCAGAGUUGUUGUCUCAGCUGUCAGGUGUGCGGCGUGCAGCGGGGGGCCAGAUAAACUCAUCAGGGCCUUCAGCCUCUCAGCUCCAACAGCUCCAGAUGCAGCUGCAGUUGGAGCGGCAGCAGGCGCAGGCGGCACGACAGCAAGUGGAGACAGGCCGGCACGCCACACGACGCAGCAACAACCCCGGCAACACUGGCACCGCCAUCCCUCCGCCCAGCACAGCAACCGCCAACACUGCCACCGUGGGCGAAAGCAACCCCUCGUCCUCAUCCCACAGCUCCCAGUUCCUAUUAGCACGGUUGAAUGAACCUAAGAUGUCUGAAGCAGAGCGCCAGUUUCUAGAAGGAGAGCGCGCCGACCGCAGCCUGUUCGUCCAGGAGCUGCUCCUCUCCACGCUGAUGCACGAGGAGAGCUCCUCCUCGGACGAGGACGAGCGCCGAGACUUCGCAGACUUCGGCGCGAUGGGCUGCGUGGAUAUCAUGCCUUUAGAUGUGGCGCUGGAGAACCUCCAGCUCAGAGAGAGCAGCUCUACGGGGAAGGAGCCUCCGCCGCCUCCUCUUUGAUGUCCGAGCAUCAAGCAGACUGUGCCCUCUCUGCUGCAACUGUCAGUGAUGGGCAGCAAACAGCAGCAGUCCCUCACCCCUGUCCUCCCCCUCCCCAACCCCAUCUCUCUUCUCCCCUCCCACCUCUAUUUUCUGAGUUUGUUUUUGGUGAUUGUAAUUUCAGGCCUGUCACCAUUUUUGUUACAUUGUAAACAAAAAUAAAUGAGAGCAAGUGGGAUAAAUGUGCGAGUGCGCUAAAGCAACUGAGUGAGCGAGCGAGAGAAGAGAAAUCUAUAAAUAUAUAUAAGAUAUAUAUGAAGUUGAUAAUCAAUCCACAUAACUUUUCUUUUCUUUAUCAGGUAAAUGUUACAGGCAGCUGUGGCACACCUUCGCUUCCUGUGACAUGCAAACGGCUCUCCGUAUAAAUACUCCACAUUCAAAAAGUCAAAGAGGGCAUCUCUGAGGCUCCUCUGAUCAAGCUGCUGUGUGUGUUCAUGACUAUUACUAAAUAAAAAGUGCUUGGAUGGGUUACCAUAACUACUGCAUGCAGUUAUUUGCAGCGUGCAUGACUUUUAAUGACCCUGUUGUCAUUAAAACUUUUUUUUUUUUUUAAAGAUCCCAAAGCUUUCAACUGUAAAAUCUAAAACAUGGUUAGGUCUUGAUAACUUCACCAAAACUGACCUGCAGAAAUUUGACUCAAUAUGUUUUAUUAGUUUGAGUGUUUGUGGGGGUUUUUUUGAGUGGAGGAGAGAAACAAAUAUUCAACUGUAGCUUCUGCUGAAAUACUGCUAUGUGUGUGUGAGUCUCCGCUCCAGAUUGCCUUUUCAUUAAUCAGAUGAAAACUAAGAACAGAGGAAAAGAAUUUGCCACAGAUUUCUCUCAAUGUUUAGUGAUAUUUAGACACAGUACACAUCAUUUAUAGAUAAGUCCAGAUGCUCGACUUCACUGUCUGUGGGUCUUUGUCGCUCGUUUCUAGCAUCAGACCACAUGCUUUGGAUGGAUUGUUUGAUUUUUGCAGGAUAACUGAGCUCAAGAACUUCCACACUGCAGUUUUUGUUUUUUUGUUUGUUCUAUAAGAAGGUAUUCUUUUUUUUUUCUGCUAAGGUUAGCACUUUCUAUUUAUUCAUGUUUUUCUUUCUGAUUCUUUUGAGCCUUUAAUCUGAAAAAAAUGCCACCUUCAUGCCUAUACUUUUACCCUCUAUGUAAGAUACAAUGAGAUGUAUAUGGAAUUUGUGCGUUAACUUUCAUAAUGGUUCUAAGACAUGGGCAGACACUUUUUUUUAAAUCUGUAAAUUUAGAAUACAAUAAAUACAAACUGCGCACAGCUUUUGAUGAAACCAAGAGACCAUCA